This is a messenger RNA of Saccharomycopsis crataegensis, 333 nucleotides long. RefSeq lists its product as uncharacterized. NCBI's taxonomy places the organism in Eukaryota, Fungi, Ascomycota, Saccharomycetes, Ascoideales, Saccharomycopsidaceae. Bases 1 to 333 code for a protein of 110 amino acids. The record is from RefSeq and is a predicted model, not a curated record. The transcript is spliced from 2 exons.
AUGGUGUACCAUCAUACACUAAACAACUUCCCAUCAUCGUCAAAUAUGUCACUCGAAAACCACGCCAGAUCUAAGAAUGUUUCCUUCGACACCAUUGACUACGCCAAUGGUCAACAAUUGAAAGACGCUAAGGACUCCAUGCUUCGUGAACAAUGGAUCCGUUCUUCUGCCCUCAAGACUGUCAGAAGAGCCCUUGAAAAGUGUUACCGUGUCAGUAACGUCAACCAGUGGGAAGACUGCAAGCCACUUGCUGAUAAGUAUCUUGAAAUGUUGCCAGAAUAUAGCAGAGUUGGUGGUUACCUUUUCUACAUGAAGAACGAUCCAAGCAAAUAA